Messenger RNA from Mesorhabditis belari, 636 nucleotides. NCBI's taxonomy places the organism in Eukaryota, Metazoa, Nematoda, Chromadorea, Rhabditida, Rhabditidae. The record is from the annotation of a GenBank genome assembly.
AUGCAAGGAAAAGGAAAAGAAUUGGUAAUCUUGAAGAGAUGGAGGCCAUGCUGUCCAAUGAUUUUCGAACAGCACAAGAACGGGAAAAGGAACGUUUGGAGAGACAAUCAAAACGACAAAAUGAAAUGGACUAAUCACUCAAAUGGCCUUGUUGGUUUCUUCCGAAUACUCCCGUUGAUUCAAACAAUUGCCGAUGAAGACUUUUUCGAUGAACCGGAACAGUCCGAAGAGAAGAAGUUAAAAAUGGAGCCAUCAGAGCAUGAGAUUGUCACUUUGAGCAGCGAUGAUGAGGAUGAUAUAGUGGAAUUGGGAGAGAGAAUUGCACAACGACCACCAGCAAUCGGUCAGGCAUACACGAGUUAUGGAAGGCCGAUCUCAUUGAGUAAUCGCGGUCGAUGGGGCUCUCAUCAUGAAGAAGUAGCUCAACAAAAUCUUCGACAACAACGAGAAUUCGAAAAGAAACGUUUACGCAAACGGAGAAACAGUGGCGAUUUGGAGAGCAAAGAGCUAACGGAGGGGAAGCUUUUGACUCAACUCAGGAAGGCCUCAUGGCGAUCCCUUCCGCUCCUAUGUAGCUCCUCAUCUCACUCACACUCUUCCUUAACCCCAUCAACUCGCUGGAAUUCGUUUCAUGUU